This is a messenger RNA of Zingiber officinale, 324 nucleotides long. RefSeq names its product E3 ubiquitin-protein ligase AIRP2-like. The record is from RefSeq and is a predicted model, not a curated record. Gene Ontology annotation, molecular function: ubiquitin protein ligase activity. Bases 1 to 324 code for a protein of 107 amino acids. Gene Ontology annotation, biological process: protein ubiquitination. The transcript has 4 exons. Lineage: Eukaryota; Viridiplantae; Streptophyta; Magnoliopsida; Zingiberales; Zingiberaceae.
AUGCGGAUAUUGUUUAAGGACUCGCUGAAAGUUCUUGAAGCCGAGAUCCAACAUGCAAGCACUUUGGCUUCAGGCUUUCCCAUACAGUAUGAUGGUGUAUGCCUUCAAAUGUGUAUGUCCUAUAGUCUAGCCGCACACUUAUUUCUUUUACUAGUGACUUGGACAGAUUGCAAUUUGGCCGGGGUGCUUGGACUCUUAGGAAUUAUGAUAUAUAAGGUUCAUGCUGAUGGCUCCACAACCAUGUCAACCUGUGAAAAAAAAACUACUAUUAGAGAGUUUUAUGCUGUGAUAUUCCCUUCUUUGCUUCAACUACAAAAUGGUUGA